UAGAGCCACUUCUGUGCUUUCAAAUGCCAAUAAAUGUAAAUACACAUCUCCAAUAUUCACCUUCCAUUCUCCAUUGUCUUCACAUUCAUCUUGCUGAGAAAAAUGGCAAAGCUGGUCCUUUCAUUGCCAAUCUUGCUCUGUUUCUUAGCCAUUAACGUUGCUGCCUUCACUCCUUCUGGGUGGACCAAAGGCCAUGCAACCUUUUAUGGAGGAAGUGAUGCUUCAGGAACCAUGGGUGGAGCUUGUGGAUAUGGUAACUUGUAUGCAACUGGGUAUGGAACCAGAACUGCUGCUUUAAGCACUGCUUUAUUCAACGAUGGAGCUUCUUGUGGACAGUGCUACAAGAUCAUAUGUGAUUAUCAAGCUGAUCCCAGAUGGUGUAUUAAAGGCAGAUCUGUGACGAUUACUGCAACAAAUUUCUGCCCACCUAAUUUUGCUCUCCCAAACAACAAUGGAGGCUGGUGCAAUCCUCCCCUCCAGCAUUUCGACAUGGCUCAGCCAGCUUGGGAAAAAAUUGGCAUUUACAGAGGAGGGAUCGUCCCUGUUUUGUUCCAAAGGGUUCCAUGCAAGAAACAUGGCGGAGUUAGAUUCACCGUCAAUGGAAGAGAUUACUUCGAGCUUGUGUUGAUAAGCAAUGUGGCAGGGGCUGGAUCAAUUCAGGCUGUGGAUAUUAAAGGCUCAAAAACAGGGUGGAUGUCAAUGUCAAGAAACUGGGGAGCUAAUUGGCAGUCUAACGCAUAUCUCAAUGGGCAAUCUUUGUCUUUUAGGGUCACAACUACUGAUGGGGAGACCAGAUUGUUCCCAGACAUUGUUCCAGCCAAUUGGGCAUUUGGGCAGAGUUUUUCAAGCCCAGUACAAUUUUAAAAUCAAAUCAUCAGAAGCUUUGGAGUUCAGGGUUUGAUUUGGCAGAGGCGUGCUUAUAAUUUUACUAGAGCAGCCCGCCAGUUUGUUUUCUGUUUCUCAAUUCAGCUCUGGCUCUGGAGCAAUCAAUGAGCCAUGAACUCUAAGGCUACUGCUCUGCUAAGCUUUUGUGCCUUUCAAAACCCAGAAAGUGCAGAGCUUGAUACACAAUAUUUGGUGAGAAUUUUCGGAGUUUGCUGCAGAAUAAGAAGCGCAAUGAAAUUGCUGCUUAAGCAUUCUUAGAAUUGAUUUCCAUUAGCUUUGUAAUAUGAUUAUUAUUAUUAUAUUGUUUAAAAAAAAUCUACCCUUUAUGUGCUUGUAAAAUGAAUGGUUGUUAAGGUUAUUAUUAUUAUUUUUUGAUUGCAUUUCCAA
This is a messenger RNA of Manihot esculenta (cassava), 1272 nucleotides long. RefSeq names its product expansin-A11. The transcript has 3 exons. The record is from RefSeq and is a predicted model, not a curated record. Gene Ontology annotation, biological process: plant-type cell wall organization. Bases 103 to 864 code for a protein of 253 amino acids. NCBI's taxonomy places the organism in Eukaryota, Viridiplantae, Streptophyta, Magnoliopsida, Malpighiales, Euphorbiaceae. Gene Ontology annotation, cellular component: extracellular region.